Manis javanica (Malayan pangolin) is the source of this 2710-nucleotide messenger RNA. RefSeq names its product non-SMC condensin I complex subunit H (gene NCAPH). Gene Ontology annotation, biological process: mitotic chromosome condensation. Gene Ontology annotation, cellular component: condensin complex. NCBI's taxonomy places the organism in Eukaryota, Metazoa, Chordata, Mammalia, Pholidota, Manidae. Gene Ontology annotation, molecular function: chromatin binding. The record is from RefSeq and is a predicted model, not a curated record.
CCCUGCCCAGGUGAGGAGUGGUGGCGCGUUGCGCGGCGCAAAGGGCACAACGCGGAGUCGUACUCGGGGCCAGCGGGAGGGCCUGAGCGGAGAGUGCAGAGAUCCGUGGCCACCCCCACAGUGUCUCCUCGCCUUCAGAACGGGUGUUCUCGAUGCCCCUGCCCAGGAAGGCCACCCUCAGUACUCCUGGCACUCCAGUCCUUGAAGACUUUGCCCAGAAUGAUGAUGAAAAGGAGCGGCUGCAGCGGAGGCGUUCCAGGGUCUUUGACCUACAGCUCAGCACAGACUCACCUCACUUUCUAGCCUCCCCCUCCAGCAGGAAUACUGAUGUUUCAGCCACAAUUCCUAAGUUUACAAACACACAGAUUACAGAGCAUUACUCCACCUGUAUCAAACUAUCCACUGAAAAUAAAAUCACUACCAAGAAUGCUUUUGGCUUGCACUUGAUUGAUUUUAUGUCAGAGAUUCUUAAACAGAAAGACACUGAACUGACCAACUUUAAAGUGGCUGCUGGCACUCUGGAUGCCAGCACCAAGAUCUAUGCUGUGCGUGUAGAUGCCGUCCAUGCUGAUGUAUACAAAGUCCUUGGGGGACUGGGCAAAGAUGUACCAUCUCCAGAAGAAACAGAGAACCAUGGUGCAGAUGAAAGUGCUGCUGAAGCAGGAACAACCAAAAAGGCUGCAAAACCAAAGAAGAAGCACUCAUACAAAACCAUUGAGCAGAACAUAAACAACCUCAACGUCUCCGAAGCAGAUCGCAAGUGCAAGGUUGAUCCCAUGUUUCAGAAGACUGCAGCCUCGUUUGAUGAGUGCAGCCCAUCCGGCGUUUUUCUGUCCACCCUAAACAGCUGUGACUAUAGAAGUGAGCUGCUCUUUCCUGCUGACCUCCAAACUCUCUCCACUGAAGAACCUCUUGACUUGCCAGAUUUAGGUUGGGUAGAAAUGACAGAUUUAAAAACAUCCUUGCAGCAGUGUGUGGAAGAUUGCCAGAUCUGCCCAUCCCUGGCUGGGUUCCAGUUCACCAAAUGGGACAGGGAAACACAUAAUGAGUCUGUGUCAGCCCUGGUGGACAAGUUUAAGAAGAAUGAUCAGGUAUUUGACAUCAACGCUGAGGUAGAGGACAGUGACAGUGGGGACUUCCUUGAUGGACCCCUGGAGGACGACUUUGAUGCCAGUGAGGAACCGGACCGUACCACAGCUGGGGAUCACGCAGAGUUCAGGAGCCAGAACCAGCCGUGCCACGUCCACAGCUGCCAGGAAGAAAUGAUUCCUCUCGGAGACAUUAGGACUAUGUGUCCCCUUCUAUCCAUGAAACCUGGAGAAUAUUCCUAUUUUAGUCCCCGUACCAUGUCAAUGUGGGCUGGCCCGGAUCACUGGCGCUUUAGACCCCAACACAAACAAGAUGCUUCCUCACAAUCAGGGAACAAAAGGAGGACCACAAAGAAAGAUUUUGAAAUUGACUUUGAUGAUGAUAUUGACUUUCAUGUAUAUUUUCAAAAAACAAAGGCUGCCACUGUUCUGACCAAGUCUACUUUGGAGAGCCAGCAUUGGAAAGCCACCACCCUUCCUACGGAUUUCCACUAUGAGACUGAUAACCUUGUCCAGCUGCAUCUCAAACCAGGCACCAGGUUACUUAAGAUGGCCCAAGGCCAGGGGGCAGGCACUGAGCAUUAUGAAGAAAUUGAAGACUAUGAUUACAAUAACCCUAACGACACCGCCAACUUUUGUCCAAGAUUACAGGCAGCUGACAGUGAUUAUGAAGAGUCAGAUGACUUAUUUGUGGGACCAGUUGGGACUUUUGACCUUUCAGCUUAUCCUUGUCAUCCACCUAAGACAACACAAGACAGUGAUGAUGUGCCUGAAGUCCAAGGAUUAGACAUCACCACUUAUGGGGAGUCAAAUCUAGUAGCUGAGCCUCAGAAGGUAAAUAAAAUUGAAAUUCAUUAUGCCAAGACUGCUAAAAAGAUGGACAUGAAGAAGUUGAAGCAGAGCAUGUGGCGUCUGCUGACAGAGUUCUCCAAGCAAGCACACACAGAGGCAAACCACAGUGAAAUUGAAAGAGAAGGGGAUCUGGCAGAGGUGGCUGACAAGAAGAUGCUUAGUGGGCUCACAAAGGACCUGCAGAAGAGCCUGCCUCCCAUCAUGGCUCAGAACCUCUCUAUACCUCUGGCCUUUGCCUGUCUCCUACAUUUAGCCAAUGAAAAGAACCUGAAGCUGGAAGGAACUGAGGAUCUUUCUGAUGUCCUUGUGAGGCAGGAGGAUUGAGUCGGUGGGGGAGAAGUCGGAGCAGGGGCCCCAUCACUUCUCAAUGACCGGACAUCUUCAUCUGGGUUUCACUCUGGGCUGCAGCCAACUACUGAAGUGCCUGUUAGUCUGUUGCUCUUCCCUUCUGUCCCUCACAGCCAGGGACCAGCACCUUGAAGCUCUGUCCUUUGUUAAAGUUUUUACCCUGUGUGACCACCUGGGGGGUGGGGGAGGUGGUGGAGGAUAGUGUUCUUGAUUAUGAGAACCUGUUUCCAUUCUUUAUAUCCAUGUAUAGUUUUCAUCUUCUAAGUUGAUCUGUAUCAUUUUCCACACUUUACUUUUGUAGAAAAUAAUUUCCCAUAGGUGCUGGUCCUUAAACUGCUACCUAACUCAUGUACAUAAAGUACAUCAUAUGGGCACUUAAAAAUGUAUAUAUAAUGCUUAAAAUAAAGUCAUUCUGGAUAAUA